AUGGGCUCCAGCUCGAGGUUCGCGGACGCGUGGGGGCGGUCGCGUCCGAACCCCGCGGUCGAGGCUGAGCUCCGCGAGAAGAAGAAGGCGACGAGGAAGGAGGUGAAAGAAGCGCUCCGAGAAAUGAGCGCGGAGCGCCGCGCGGAGGACGGCGCCGCGAUCGCGUCGCGGCUGCUCGCGACGCUGCCGUGCUUCCGCGUCGGCGCGAGCGACGACGAGCGCGAGGACAAGCGCUUCGCGCUGUACGUGCCGUGCGAGAAGCUGAUGGAGGUGGACGCCACGCCGAUCAUCGACGCCGCGCUGAGGUUGCCGUACUCGCGCGUGUACGUCCCGGUCGUGGACGGCGCGGCGAACGCGGAGGACGACACGCCGCCGCGCAUGCGCUUCCUCCGCGUGACCGAUCGCGCGAAAGAUCUCGUCGCGAAGGAGCUCUUCAAGGGGGUGGAGAUCUUGGAGCCGACGGAGACGACGGCGGACGGCGCGCCGCGCGAGGACGUCAUGCACGACGACGACGAGGACGUCCCUCUGGAUUAUAUCGUCGUCCCGGGGAUGGCGUUCACGCCGAACGGCGACCGGUUGGGGCGCGGCGGCGGCUUCUACGACGCGUUCCUGACCGCGUACGACAGGCGAUGCAAAGAGAAGCAGUGGACGACGCCGACGCUGAUCGGGCUGUCGUUUACCGAGCAGAUCUUGUUGCAAGGGACGCUGCCGGUGGGUGCGCGGGACGUCGGAAUGGACGUGAUCUUCACGCCGAACAGCACGGCGACGUGCACGUCGAAGGGGAUACGGCUCGUCACGAGUUUCAAGGACCCGGAGUGA
This is a messenger RNA of Micromonas pusilla CCMP1545, 819 nucleotides long. RefSeq lists its product as uncharacterized. Gene Ontology annotation, biological process: tetrahydrofolate interconversion; folic acid-containing compound biosynthetic process. The record is from RefSeq and is a predicted model, not a curated record. Gene Ontology annotation, cellular component: mitochondrion. NCBI's taxonomy places the organism in Eukaryota, Viridiplantae, Chlorophyta, Mamiellophyceae, Mamiellales, Mamiellaceae. Gene Ontology annotation, molecular function: 5-formyltetrahydrofolate cyclo-ligase activity. The coding region runs from base 1 to 819 and encodes 272 amino acids. The transcript has a single exon.